Molecule: messenger RNA, 8514 nt
Organism: Castor canadensis (American beaver)
Lineage: Eukaryota; Metazoa; Chordata; Mammalia; Rodentia; Castoridae
Source: RefSeq, a predicted model, not a curated record
AGCGGGGGCCGAGCGCCUCGUGCCAGCCGCCAGCGUCUCGCCCGCCCGCCCGCACCCCGCUCCCCCAGAACAGUCUCUCCCUUGUGCAGCUCGCCGGGUUACGAUCCUCCGAUCGGCCACGUCCAAGUGGUUUUCUGCAAAAGCAGGCAACGGUGCUCCGACGCAGAGAGGAGGCGCUGGGGAGGCAGAAGCUGGGGCUCUUUGCGCUGGAGGCCGGGGGGCCAGGCUUCGCGGGUUCCUGGGCUGCGUCCGCUCCCGGAUGAGGAGCGCCCGGGCCAGGAAAGCGCCUGGAUGAUGGAGCAGACGUGGGUAAGAAACUACUUUGCAGAAGAUGGUGGGGAGAUGGUAUCCAGAACAAGGAAUACAGCAGCUUUUCUUAGUGACACUAAAGAUCGAGGCCCUCCAGUGCAGCUGCAGACCUGGAGAAGUGGGGAGAGGGUCACCUUUGGACAGACACAUUCACUGAACGCAUUUGAGAGGCCCCCUCAGGUUCAGACCCAGGCCCUUCGAGACUUUGAGAAGCACCUCAAUGACCUGAAGAAGGAGAACUUCAGCCUCAAGCUGCGCAUCUACUUCCUGGAGGAGCGCAUGCAGCAGAAGUAUGAGGCCAGCAGGGAGGACGUCUACAAGAGGAACAUCGAGCUGAAGGUUGAAGUGGAGAGCCUGAAACGAGAACUUCAGGACAAGAGACAGCAUCUGGAUAAAACAUGGGCUGAUGUGGAGAAUCUCAACAGCCACAAUGAAGCUGAGCUCUGGCACCAGAAUGAGGAGCGACAGCAGGAGACAAAGCAUGUCUAUGAGCUUUUGGAGAACAAGAUCCAGCUCCUGCAGGAGGAAUCCAGGCUAGCAAAGAAUGAAGCCGCACGGAUGGCAGCUCUGGUGGAAGCAGAGAAAGAGUGUAACCUGGAGCUCUCAGUGAAGCUGAAGGACAUCACCAAGGACAGGGAUGAGGUACCAGGAGAGCAGAUGGAGCCUGGAUACAUUGAGUCCCUAGCCCAGAGGGACAAGAGAAUAGAAGAACUGAAACAGAGCCUGGUUGCCCACGAGAGGCUGGUGGAACAGCUAUCUCAAGAGAAGCAGCAACUGCUGCAUCUGCUGGAGGAGCCAGCUAGUAUGGAAGUGCAGCACAUGCCUGAAGAAUUACUCAAACAACAAAAGCUGAAUUCGAAUGAGACUACUAUAACUCAGCAAUCUGUAUCUGACUCCCACUUGGCAGAACUCCAGGAAAAAAUCCAGCAAACAGAAGCUACCAACAAGAUUCUUCAAGAGAAACUGAAUGAAAUGAGCUGUGAACUAAAAUCUGCUCAGGAGUCAUCUCAGAAACAAGAUGGUACAAUUCAAAGCCUUAAGGAAACUUUGAAAAGCAGAGAAAGUGAGACCGAGGAGUUGUACCAGGUGAUUGAAGGUCAAAAUGAUACAAUGGCAAAGCUUCGUGAAAUGCUGCACCAGAGCCAGCUCGGACAACUUCAUAGCCCAGAGGGCAUUUCCCCAGCUCAUCAGCAGGUGGCUCUGCUUGAUCUUCAAAGUGCUUUAUUCUGCAGCCAGCUUGAAAUACAGAAGCUUCAGAGGGUGGUACGACAGAAAGAACGCCAGCUGGCUGAUGCCAAGCGAUGUGUGCAAUUUGUGGAGGCUGCUGCACACGACAGAGAACAGCAGAAAGAGGCUUCUUGGAAACAUAACCAGGAAUUGCGAAAAGCUUUGCAGCAGCUACAAGGAGAAUUGCAGAAUAAGAGCCAACAGCUUCAUGCCUUGGAGGCUGAAAAAUACCAUGAGAUUCGAACCCAGGAGCAAAGCAUUCAACACCUAAGCCAUAGUCUGAGUCACAAAGAACAGCUGCUUCAGGAAUAUCAGGAGCUCCUACAGUAUCGCAAUAACUCAGACAAAACCCUUGAAGCAAAUGAAAUGUUGCUUGAGAAGCUUCGGCAACGAAUACAAGAUAGAGCUGUUGCUCUAGAGCGGGCUAUAGAUGAAAAGUUCUCUGCUCUUGAAGAAAAAGACAAAGAACUGCGUCAGCUUCAUCUUGCCAUGAGAGAGCGAGAUCAUGACUUAGAGAGACUGCGUGGGGUCCUCUCCUCCAGUGAAGCUACCAUGCAGAGUAUGGAAAGUCUCCUGAGAGCCAAGAGCCUGGAAGUGGAACAGUUAACUGCCACCUGUCAAAACCUCCAGUGGCUGAAAGAAGAGUUGGAAACGAAAUUUAGCCAUUGGCAGAAGGAACAAGAGAGUAUCAUUCAGCAGUUACAGACAUCUCUUCAUGAUAGGAACAAAGAAGUGGAGGAUCUUAGUGCAACAUUGCUCUGCAAACUUGGACCAGGGCAGAGUGAAAUAGCUGAAGAGCUGUGCCAACGUCUACAGCGGAAGGAAAGAAUGCUGCAAGACCUUCUGAGUGAUCGAAACAAGCAAGCUGUGGAACAUGAAAUGGAAAUUCAGGGCUUGCUUCAGUCCAUGAGAACCAGGGAACAGGAGAGCCAAGCUGCUACAGAGAAGAUGGCACAAGCCCUAAUGGAAAGAAAUUCAGAAUUACAGGCUUUGCGCCAGUAUUUAGGAGGGAAAGACUUAAUGUCCAAAGCACUCAUCUCUAACCAACAAGCUGAAGUUACUUCCAUCAGCCCACAUAUUGGAGAGCAGACUGAUCAAGGUUCAAUGCAAAUACCCUCCAGAGAUGAUAGCACCUCAUUAACUGCUAAAGAGGAUGCAAGCAUACCCAGGUCCACACUAGGAGACUUGGACAUAGUAACAGGGCUGGAGAAAGAACUGAGCAAUGUCAAAGAGGAACUCGAACUCAUGGCUAAAAAAGAAAGAGAAAGUCAGAUGGAACUUUCUGCUCUACAGUCAAUGAUGGCUGUGCAAGAAGAGGAGCUGCAGGUGCAGGCUGCUGAUCUAGAGUCCCUGACCAGAAACCUACAGAUAAAAGAAGACCUUAUAAAGGACCUUCAAAUGCAACUGGUUGACCCUGAAGACAUACCAGCUAUUGAACGCCUGACCCAAGAAGUCUUAAUUCUCCGGGAAAAAGUUGCUUCAGUAGAAUCCCAGGGUCAAGAAAUUUCUGGAAACCGAAGACAACAGUUGAUGCUGAUGUUAGAAGGGCUUGUGGAUGAACGGAGUCGGCUUAAUGAGGCCUUACAAGCCGAGAGACAGCUCUACAGCAGUCUGGUGAAGUUCCAUGCCCAUCCAGAGAACUCUGAGAGAGACCGAACUCUGCAGGUGGAACUGGAAGGAGCCCAGGUGUUACGCAGUCGACUAGAAGAAGUUCUUGGAAGAAGCCUGGAGCGACUAAGUAGGCUGGAGACCCUGGCUGCCAUUGGAGGUGCAGCUGCAGGGGAUGACACCGAAGAUGCAAGCACUGAGUUCACUGACAGUAUUGAGGAAGAGGCUGCACAUAACAGCCACCAGCAACUCAUCAAGGUGGCUUUGGAGAAAAGCCUGGCAACUGUGGAGACUCAGAACAUAUCUCUUCCUCCUCUUUCCCCGGUAGGAGGGGACAGCAAUAGGUGUCUUCAGGAGGAAAUGCUCCACCUGAGGGCUGAGAUCCAUCAGCACUUAGAGGAGAAGAGAAAGGCUGAGGGGGAACUCAAGGAGCUAAAGGCUCAAAUUGAGGAAGCAGGAUUCUCCUCUGUGUCACACAUCAGGAACACCAUGCUGAGCCUUUGUCUUGAGAAUGCAGAACUGAAAGAGCAGAUGGGAGAAGCAAUGUCUGAUGGAUGGGAGAUUGAGGAAGACAAGGAGAAGGGCGAGGUUAUGGUGGAGACUGUGGUUGCCAAAGGGUGUCUGAAUGAGAGUGGCCUUCAAGCUGAGUUCAGAAAACUCCAGGGAAAACUGAAGAGUGCUCACAACAUCAUCACCCUCCUCAAAGAGCAGCUGGUAGUGAGCAGCAAGGAAGAGAAUAGCAAACUUACUCCAGAGCUCCUUGUGCACCUGGCCAGGGAGAUCGACAGAAUGAACACAGGUCUGGGUUGUUCUUCUGGGAAACACCAACACCAAGAAGAGGAAACCAUGAGACCUUGCCCCAGACCCCAGAGCCUUGACCUUGGGGUGGGCCUCACAGUGGAUACACACAAACUGGAUAACCAAUCGCAGGACCCUGGGCCUCAGUCAGAAUUGAGCCUUCUGGGGUCUACCAAGCACCUGCGCUACCAGCUGGCUCAAUGCAGACAGCACUAUCAAGAUCUCCAGGAGAAGCUGCUGAUCUCAGAAGCCACUGUUUUUGCCCAGGCAAACCAGCUGGAGAAAUACAGAGCCAUAUUUAGUGAAUCCCUGGUGAAGCAGGACAGCAAGCAGGUCCAGGUGGACCUCCAGGACCUGGGCUAUGAGACUUGUGGCCGAAGUGAGAAUGAAGCUGAGCGUGAAGAGACCACCAGCCCUGAAUGUGAAGAACAUGACAGCCUCAGGGCCACAACACAGAUGUGCUCUGAGCAGGGGCACCUGGUCAACCCUUCUGGGAAGAAGCCUUUGGAGAGCAAACUAGGGAAGCAGGAAGAGUCCCAGGCAUAUGGAAAGUCAGAAAAUAUCUCUGUCCUACGAAAGGACAUCAAGGAUCUGAAAGCCCAGUUGCAGAAUGCCAACAAGGUUAUUCAGAACCUCAAGAGCCGUGUCCGAUCCCUCUCAGCUACAAGUGAUUAUUCAUCGAGCCUGGAAAGACCUCGGAAGCUGAGAGCUGUUGACACCCUUGAGGGGUCUUCACCUCACAGUGUCACUGACGAGGAUGAGGGGUGGCUGUCAGAUGGCACUGGGGCUUUCUAUCCCCCAGGGUUUCAGGCUAAAAAGGAUCUGGAGAGUCUCAUCCAGAGAGUAUCCCAGCUGGAGGCCCAGCUCCCAAAAACCGGACUAGAAGGGAAGCUGGCUGAGGAAUUGAGAUCAGCCUCGUGGCCUGGGAAAUAUGAUUCCCUGAUUCAGGAUCAGGCCCGAGAACUAUCCUACCUACGACAAAAAGUACGAGAAGGGAGAGGGAUUUGUUACCUUCUCACCCAGCAUGCAAAAGAUACAGUAAAAUAUUUUGAGGACCUUCUGAGGAGCAAUGACAUUGACUACUAUCUGGGCCAGAGCUUCCGGGAACAACUUGCUCAAGGAAGUCAGCUGACUGAGAGGCUCACCAGCAAACUCAGCACCAAGGAUCAUAAGAGUGAGAAAGAACAAGCUAGACUUGAGCCACUGGCCCUCAGGCUCAGCAGGGAACUUCAGGAAAAGGAGAAAGUGAUUGAAGUCCUGCAGGCCAAGCUGGACUCCCGGUCUCUCUCGCCCCCCAGUAGCCAUGCCUUGUCCGAGUCUCAUCGCUCUGCCAGCAGCACCUCUUUUUUGUCUGAUGAGCUGGAUGCCUGUUCAGACAUGGACAUAGCCAGCGAAUACACACACUAUGAAGAAAAGAAAGCUUCACCUGGUCACUCAGAUUCCAUCCAUCAUUCAAGUCAUUUGGCUGCAUUUUCUUCUAAACCAUCAGCCACCAAUGCAUCUCAGGGGACUAAGGCCGAAUCCAGCAGCAACCCCAUCAGCUUGCCAGCUCCCCAGAAACCCCUCAAGGAGGCCAGCCAAGCCCUUCCAGGCUUUCAUUUUAACUCCACACCCAAGCUGGUUAGCCUCCCCCAGGCACCGUUGCCCUCAGCUCCAUCCAGCUUCCUGCCUUUCAGAUCUCCUGGUCCUCCCUUCCUUGGCUGCUGUGAGACACCUGUGGUGUCCUUGGCCGAGGCACACCAGGAAUUGCAGAUGCUGCAGAAGCAGUUGGGAGAAAGUGUUGGCACUGUUCCUCCUGCUUGCACAGCUGCAUUGCCAAGCAGUCAUUCAAAAGUCAACUCUUCCCACUACCUCCACCCAGCCCAGUCCCACUCUCCUAUGCUGGGCACAAUAGACUUGGGAAGAAUCCUGGAGCCUGGGGGCCUGGGUAGCAGUGGCCAAUGGGACAUGAUGAGGCCUCAGAAAGGGAGCAUGUCUGGGGAUCUGUCCUCAGGUUCAUCAGUAUACCAGCUUACCUCCAAACCCACAGGGGCUGACCUGCUGGAAGAGCACCUUGGUGAAAUCCGAAAUCUGCGCCAGCGCCUGGAGGAGUCCAUCUGUGUCAAUGACCGGUUAAGAGAGCAGCUGCAACACCGUCUCAGCUCCACUGCCCACGGAAGUGGAUCCAGCUCUCACUUCUGCGGUCAGGGCCUGGAGUCCAUGCCUCAGCUCUACAAUGAGAACAGAGUCCUCAAGGAAGAAAACCAGACCCUUCAGGCUCAGCUGAAUCACAUUUCCAGAGGACACUCCCAGGAAACCGAAUGCCUGAGGGAGGCUCUGCUCUCCUCUCAAUCCCACCUUCAAGAGCUGGAGAAGGAGCUAGAGCAGCAGAAAGUGACUCAGCAGCAGCUGUUGGGAGACUUGCAGGAGAAGCAGCAGGAGAUCUUGCAUUUCAGGGAGGAGCGUCUGUCUCUCCAGGAGAAUGACUCCAGGCUGCAGCAGAAGCUAGCCCUCCUGCAGCAACAGUGUGAAGAGAAACAACAGCUCUUCAAGUCCCUGCAGUCGGAGCUACAGAUCUACGAGGCACUGCAUGGAAAUCCUAAGCAGGGCCUGAAAGCUUUCAGCCUGGAUGCCUGUCACCAAGUCCCUUUGAGCAGUGACUUGAGUCACCUGGUAGCAGAGAUUCGAGCUCUAAGAGGGCAGCUGGAACAGAGCAUUCAGGUGAACAACUGUCUGCGGCUGCAGCUGGAGCACCAGUUGGAUGGUGGUGUUGUCAAAGGUAGCCUCAAUCCUUCUUCCAUCAGCCAGAACUUCCCAGCUAACAUUGACCCUGGAAACACACAAUCAUUCUUCCAAGCUGCUUCCCCUCCCGUCCGGGAUGUUGGCAUGAGUGCCCCGGCUCUGGUCCUCACUAGCUCCUCUUGUCCUGCUCCUGCCUCAGACUCUGCCAUUGUCGCCAGGACAAAUGAGCUGACAAAGAACUCUCCCACGCUGGAGGGUGAUGCUACAGAUGGCUCCUUUGCAAACAAGCAUGGCCGCCAUGUCAUUGGCCACGUUGAUGACUACUGUGCUCUAAGACAGCAGAUUGGAGAGGGCAAACUGCUGGUCCAAAAGAUUCUGUCUCUCAUAAUACCAGCAUGCAACUUCCCUGGCCACAAAGCUCAGUGCACAGAGGUGCUGGGCAGCACAGGUGUCCAUGAGCUGCGGAGCAGUGCCACUGACCUGAACCACACCCUAGAGGAGUCAGCAUCCCUCCUCACCAUGUUCUGGCGAGCAGCCUUGCCAAGCUCCCGAGGUCCUGCACUACUGGGAAAAGCAGGAGAGUCAAUGGAAAGGGAACUCCAGGAACUGCGAGCCCAAGUAUCCAAACAGGAAAGGGCCCUUCAGAACACAGCUGAGCGCCUGAAGACUGCCAACCAGCAGAAGGAGAGCAUGGAGCAAUUCAUUGUCAGCCAGCUGACCAGGACCCAUGAUGUAUUGAAGAAGGCAAGGACUAAUUUGGAGCACAACACUCACCAGAUUGCCUCUGUGCAGCCUUAUUCCUGUCCCCGCAAAGGUGAAAUCCUUAAGGGCUCUGCUGUGCACUCCAGCCUUGUGACCCUUGCCUUCCAGGAGCCACACAAGAAACGAAGCCAGAAGUCCUUAAAACAACAGAAAGGCUGGGCCUGCCCACCUCUUGCACAGCUCCCUAUCUGCUGAGGAGCAUCUGGCCCACCCCUCCAAAGUGCUGGAGGUCCAGAAGAAGGGAUUAGAGAUGUGUCCUGGUGGGUCAGGCAGAAAGGCAGGAUGACUUCCUGCCAGUGAUGGAAUACUAUUAGCCAACAUUCACUUGGCCUAGGACUAAGCAAAACACAUGUGGAUUGCGUAGAAAACCUUGUGACACUGCUUUAAACAGCCUCUGUGGCUUGGCACCUGCCAAAGCCCAUUUUUCACCUCAGCAGCUGUCCUUAAAUGGUCAACUCAGGGGAAAUAGGGCCCUGCCUUCUAUGAGUGGGCAUGUGGUCCCCAUGCUGAAGCUCCUUGGGCACUUGUAGAAGCACACUACUGCACUACUGAGCAGCAUUUCCCUGCUGGACAGUGUCAGGGGCUCAGCGAGCAGCACUCACAGAUCUCCACCUGACCCAAGCCAGCCCCAUGUGUUGCAUGUGGUGACUUGCUGAUGCCCUCUCAUGCUUAGCCUAGCAGAUUCUGUUUCUUUUCUUAUGCAAUGUCCAAAUUGCACUGACCCUUCUCCCCAAAUACACUGUGCCAUUUUGUCAUCCUUACUUCCCUCAGGGAAACUGGGGAUUGAUGGCCAGACCACGCUUACUGAAAGUCUAGCAUACAGCAGUUCUGUGCUCACGUUUCAGUGAUGUGGCAUGGUCCAGGGGUGUACUGCAGCUUGGUCUGUCUUCACAGUGCUUAUAGGAAGUGGGAAUUUGUGUAUAAAAUGUAUGAUACAGAUUUAUAUAUGAUGCUGUAACCUUAUGUUGAAGGCCAACUUGUGGACAGGGUGGGUGAAAGGAAACAAAAGUCUGUUUGGUGGCUAUUAAAACAAAAUGUAUAUAAAGAAAUCAUUUUUCCUUGUCUGCUUUGUUUCCCAUUUCUGUACCA